GCUUAUGAAAUUGCCGCCACCAUUCCCAUUCUUCCUUCUUCCUUUUUCCUUUCUCCGUUCCUUCCUUCCUUCCUUCCUUCCUUCCAUGGCUAUCGCUUCCUCUUCCAAACUCUAGCUCCACCUACUUCCACUUCACACACACACACGAAAUUCCUUCCAAUAUCACCCAACGUUCUCAUUUCCUCGGGCCGAUCACCGCAAAUUUAUGUUUCGUCCCACUUUACAAUCCAAUGUCCGCAGAUUUUUCUCGUGGACAUUGCAGAGAUUCGAGUUGAUAGAAUGUUGUAGAAAUAUUUGUUGUUUUCUGUACUGUUUUCCUUUCGUGUUUAUGUGAAUAAGAAAAAUAAUUUUCCUGCUUCAUUCGUCGCGUUAACGUUGAUACUAAGGCGCUUUGUAUGGAGAAAGAGAUGGAAACGGAUGAAGAAAUGAAAGAGGUCACCGAUAAGCCAUUUGUUUGGGAGGAGAUUGAUUUGGAUUACGAGUUUGAUGUCGCUAUGUAUUACGAUUUCACUCGUCCCGAGACAGAGAAAGAGAUCAAGGAAGCCGAGGAUUGGUUCAAAUUUGCUGGAACCUAUCCACCCUCUCCAUUCGUCCUAAAACUGAAUGAAGAAGAGGUUCGAGCAGAGUGCAACUCUACGGAGCUCAUGAAUGUGCAGAAUCACUGGGACGACCAUAAAAAUUCUGAGAUUAGUGAGAAUGAUUCAGAUAUUCUAGGAAUUAAUUCGAAGUCUACUAUCAAGGUAAAUCCACCAAGGUGUUCAAAUUUUAUGAAACCAACAGCAAGCUAUUUGGCCAAGCAAAAUCAACCUCGGGGAAUACAUUCCAACACGGUUCUUCGUAGAUUUCAGUUCAGCUUGGGCGAUAGUAUAGAGAUCAGCUCUCAGCGGUCUUCAUUAAAUAUUAGUCAUGCUACCAAAAGGCAGAAGUUGGAGGCUGGUUAUUUUUCCAAUGUCCCACGUUCAAUGCGUCAAACAAGUUUGCUACACAAGGUACCUAAAAAGAUUAUUUCAGAAGUUUGCCCACCUCUUACAAAAUUUAAAGCUACCAUACCUAAAGAGCCCAAUCUUGAGACAGCAAAUAGAGCACAAAGAGACAGGUCUAAAAUCGACAUGACAACAACUGAACAUAAUAAAUUGGAUGCUUCUAAUUUUAAAGCACGGCCGCUGAACCGAAAAAUCCUUGAGGCUCCUACUUUGCUCCCACCAAAGAAGAGUAUACCGCAGAUGCCUGAAUUUCAAGUGUUUCAUCUUAAGACAUCAGAGAGGGCCGCACAACACACAUAUGUUGUAAAUAGUCCUUACGUAUCUAAUUCACUAGGUGAAAACAAGUGCACAAGAAGACCAAGUCCUCCUCACGAUAUGAAGCAAGAGAAAUGUGUAAAAGCCGAAAAAUGUAAAGCACGACCGCUUGAUAAGACACUCUCAAAUAAUGAAGAAUGUGAUGUCUUUGUGAAUUGUAAAGAUGGAACACCUAUCGCCAAGGAAUUCAACUGUCUAGAUCAAAAGAGAUGUUUGGAUGAGCUACCAACCAAAUUACUUAGCAAGCUCACCCUUUCGUCGGAUUGUAAUCAAUGCAGUACAAAAUUUCAUUGCAAAAUGCAUUUUUCGGAGAACACAAUGCUCAAAAGUGAAUGUCACAGGCUUCCACAAUCAAGAGCAUGAGUUGUAGGUUAUUGAUAUACUUUUGCCAAAAUCACGGUGGCUUUGUUGCGAAGUGAGACCUAACAUUGAGAUCACACUAGCAGGAUGAAAGCAUGAUAAAAUGAAGUGGGAGCGGGCAUGCGACUACAAGCAAUAGGCUUUGAACAAGCAUAACUAUAACAUUGUCCUCUACUCAAAUGGUUGACGACCUCACCAAUCGACUCUGCUCAAACUCUUGAGCAGUUGCCUUGAGGAGUUUUGCAUAUUUUCUACUUGACUUCUCUGUCUUAGGGGCUCUUUCACUUCUCUUGGGAAACUCCCAUCUGUUGCCUCAUGCAUAUGUUGGCUCAGUGUUCUAACAUGGUUGCCAAUUGUUGGGAGCCUUAUGGUGACUUUGUUCUUGAUGUCUCUCUUCAACAUUGUAGACGGGCACUUCGUAACAUUGUAUUGUUUUCUAGUAUAGUCGAGAUGAUAGAAUUUGAAAUUCCUCACAUGAAUGACAGGAUGAACAUCCACAAAGUCAAAUGCACCCCAUAAGAGGUUUUUCCGACUUUGUUGGCAACUUUCACAAAUUCUUUAUAUUCUCUUGGGCUUAUUCUGUAAAGUGGUAAAUGGUUGACCAUAAUACCCUAUUUCUGUUA
This is a messenger RNA of Cucumis sativus (cucumber), 2281 nucleotides long. RefSeq names its product protein TPX2. Gene Ontology annotation, biological process: regulation of mitotic spindle organization; mitotic spindle assembly; activation of protein kinase activity. Gene Ontology annotation, cellular component: nuclear microtubule; mitotic spindle. NCBI's taxonomy places the organism in Eukaryota, Viridiplantae, Streptophyta, Magnoliopsida, Cucurbitales, Cucurbitaceae. Bases 396 to 1661 code for a protein of 421 amino acids. The record is from RefSeq and is a predicted model, not a curated record. Gene Ontology annotation, molecular function: protein kinase activator activity; microtubule binding. The transcript has 17 exons.